GGGAGACUUAGCUGGGGCCGCAGCGCGGCGGCGGCAACAUCACUCUCGCCGCCGCUGCUCCGCCCCAUCCCCUUCUGUUUUUCUCUCAUUCUCUGGUGGCGGCGGUGGGGAAGGCGGAGGCAGAGGCAGCAGCAGCCGCGCUGGCUGCAAUGAAUGAUCCCCCAGCUGGGGGGCAGGACUCCAGGUGAGCCUCUGCCCUCGGGAGGGCCGGGACCCCCGGCCGCCCCGCACGGCAGCCCCCGCCAUGGAUCCCUAGAGGGAGGAGGAGGAGGAGGCGAAGACAGCCCUGCCACCCACCCCCAUCCCAUUUUCCUCUUCCUUUAUCUCAUUGUUGCCGGAGCUGUUUACAGCAGCGCUCCCUCUGCCCCAGCAUGGGGCGGGCUCCCGGCACUGCCCUUCGGCAGGCGCUGCUCCCGCGGCUGCCCGGAGAUUCUGCCUAAUUCUACCUCCCCGGCCGGUACACCGAGGAUCUGAAAGCAGUGGAGGCCCGGACUGCAGCAGCGGCGGGGCCACUUCCCAGCAUCCCCACCCUAGGAGGCUGCAUGCGGAUUGAAGAGCGGCGCCUGGGGGCUGGGCCGGCCCCGCCGAUCCCGACCUAAGGAACAGGACAGCAGGACCGCCAAGGCUGCCGAGGGGAGCAGAGGAAAGGACAGAGCAGCAAGAUGGCCAGUAAGACCAAGACCAGUGAGGCCCUGAAGGUGGUGGCCCGGUGCCGCCCCCUCAGCAGGAAGGAGGAGGCAGCUGGUCACGAGCAGAUCCUGACCAUGGACGUGAAACUGGGCCAGGUGACCCUGCGGAACCCCCGUGCAGCCCCUGGAGAGCUGCCCAAGACCUUCACUUUUGACGCCGUGUACGAUGCCAGCUCCAAGCAGGCAGACCUGUAUGAUGAAACCGUGAGGCCCCUGAUAGACUCAGUGCUUCAGGGUUUCAAUGGCACAGUGUUUGCCUAUGGCCAGACGGGCACUGGCAAGACCUACACGAUGCAGGGAACCUGGGUGGAGCCUGAGCUGCGCGGGGUCAUCCCCAACGCCUUUGAACACAUCUUCACCCACAUCUCCCGCUCCCAGAACCAGCAGUACCUAGUCCGAGCCUCUUACUUGGAGAUCUACCAGGAGGAGAUUCGAGACCUUCUCUCCAAGGAGCCAGGCAAGAGGCUAGAGCUGAAGGAAAAUCCUGAGACAGGGGUCUACAUCAAGGACCUUUCUUCCUUUGUCACCAAGAAUGUCAAAGAGAUCGAACAUGUGAUGAACCUGGGGAACCAGACUCGUGCGGUGGGCAGCACCCACAUGAAUGAGGUCAGCUCCCGCUCCCACGCAAUCUUCGUGAUCACUGUGGAGUGCAGUGAGCGUGGCUCUGAUGGCCAGGACCACAUCCGUGUGGGGAAGCUCAAUCUGGUGGACCUGGCUGGCAGUGAGAGGCAGAACAAGGCAGGCCCUAACACCGCUGGAGGGACAGCCACACAGUCUACGGGUGGUGGUGGCGGUGGCAAUGGAGGUGGUGGUGGCAGCGGUGGAGAGAGACCUAAGGAAGCCUCCAAAAUCAACCUCUCUCUGUCUGCCCUGGGUAAUGUGAUUGCUGCUCUGGCCGGUAACAGGAGCACCCAUAUCCCCUACCGGGACUCUAAGCUGACCCGGCUGCUCCAGGACUCUCUGGGCGGGAAUGCCAAGACCAUCAUGGUGGCCACACUGGGGCCAGCUUCUCACAGCUAUGAUGAGAGCCUCUCCACCCUUCGCUUUGCCAAUCGAGCCAAGAACAUCAAGAACAAGCCUCGGGUGAAUGAGGAUCCCAAGGACACGCUGCUGCGGGAAUUCCAGGAGGAGAUUGCCCGCCUGAAGGCCCAGCUGGAGAAGAGGGGGAUGCUGGGGAAGAGGCCCCGGAGGAAGAGUAGCCGCAGGAAGAAGGCUGUAUCGGCCCCAGCUGGGUACCCUGAAGGGCCAGUGAUUGAGGCCUGGGUGGCUGAAGAGGAGGAUGACAACAACAACAACCACCGCCCGCCCCAGCCCAUCCUGGAGUCAGCCUUGGAGAAGAACAUGGAGAAUUACCUUCAGGAACAGAAGGAACGGCUGGAGGAAGAGAAGGCGGCCAUUCAGGAUGACCGCAGCCUGGUGAGUGAGGAGAAGCAGAAGCUGCUGGAGGAGAAGGAGAAGAUGCUGGAGGACCUGCGGCGGGAGCAGCAGGCCACAGAGCUGCUUGCAGCCAAGUACAAGGCCAUGGAGAGCAAGCUGCUGAUCGGUGGCAGAAACAUUAUGGAUCACACCAAUGAGCAGCAGAAGAUGUUGGAACUGAAGAGGCAGGAGAUUGCUGAACAGAAACGUCGUGAACGCGAAAUGCAGCAGGAGAUGAUGCUCCGAGAUGAGGAGACCAUGGAGCUCCGGGGUACUUACACCUCCCUGCAGCAGGAGGUGGAGGUCAAAACCAAGAAACUCAAGAAGCUCUACGCCAAGCUGCAGGCGGUGAAGGCGGAGAUCCAGGACCAACAUGAUGAGUACAUCCGCGUGCGGCAGGACCUGGAGGAGGCGCAGAACGAGCAGACCCGGGAACUCAAGCUCAAGUACCUAAUAAUCGAGAACUUCAUUCCCCCUGAGGAAAAGAACAAGAUCAUGAACCGGCUCUUCCUGGACUGUGAGGAGGAACAGUGGAAGUUCCAGCCGCUGGUGCCAGCUGGAGUGAAUAACAGCCAAAUGAAGAAGCGGCCAACAUCUGCAGUGGGCUACAAGAGGCCUAUCAGCCAGUAUGCUCGGGUUGCCAUGGCAAUGGGGUCCCACCCCAGGUAUAGGGCUGAAAACAUCAUGUUUUUGGAGUUGGACGUGUCCCCUCCAGCCGUCUUUGAGAUGGAAUUCUCUAAUGACCAAGAACAAGACCCUCGUGCACUACACAUGGAGAGGCUCAUGAGGCUGGACAGCUUUCUAGAAAGACCUUCCACAUCUAAAGUCCGAAAGUCCCGAUCCUGGUGCCAGAGUCCUCAGCGGCCUCCACCUUCCACCGCACAUGCCUCCCUGGCCUCUGCUUCUCUGCACCCUGCGACAGUGGUUGACCAUGAGUGACAGCCUUCACAGUCAGACUGCCCAUCCAACAGACUUUUAGGAUGGGGCAGCCAACCUGGGCUCAUCUCAUCUGCCGCUUGGUGUGUGUGUGUGUAAGUGUGCGUGCAUGUGCGUGUGUGUAUGUGUGAAGGGGUGAGGAUCUGGCAGAUGCUGCCUCUGCCUGCUAUUCUGCGCCUCCUUUAUUUAAUUCAUGUUAUUUAUUCGUGGAGCUCAGUUAUGUGGGGGAGGUGCCCUCGCCUGAGCAGCUUGGGCCUGUGGCCAUCACUGCAUAGUCUCCUUUUCUUCUGCCUGGAGACCCCUGGUCAGACCUCAAGCUCCUCCCUGUGUCUCCCACCCUCAGAGAGGAAGAUGGCUAGUGCCUGAGAAGACAGUACUUUUUCUACCCACCUCAUUCCAUAAUCUCCAUCUCCUCCUACCCUGAUGGUGAGCAGUCCCUAAGCACUUUCUGGGACUAGAAAACUACAGGGUGUCCACUGAGGACAAGAGACAUCCUAACAGUGUUGGGCCUGUGUUCCUGGUGGACAGAGCCUGCUCUCCACUUUCUGGGCCUCUGACAACCUCUUCUGGCCUCUUGGGCUCUUUUUCAAAGACUUAAACGACUUCACCAAAACUCAGCCUGUGCUCUUCGGCUUUGUCAAGAACUCACAGCUUCCCAAACUCUGCUUCCUGACCACCUUCCCAGCCCUUGGAUGGGAAUUAUGAACCAACCAGUUGUAGCCAACUCAGGACCUGCUGGAAAUGGAACAGUAUUGAGACAUCGUGGACUGUCAUCAAGGGAAGUUCCUCCUCUGAGUCCCUUUGUUUCUCUCCCUCUAGAAGUUCCUAUGAUUGAGGAACUCUCCAACCAACUCCCCGCCUUUUUCUUGUUUGUAGUCAGUACUGGGGAUUGAGCCCAGGGACACUCCACCAGUGUGCCACACACCCAGUCCGUUUAUUUAUUUAUUUAUUUUAAUUUUAAGACAGGGUCUAAUUUGCCUGGGCUGACCUCGAUCUUGCAAUCCUGCCUCACCCUCUGGAAUCACUGGAUUAUAGGUGUGCACCAUUGUGCCUGGUGCAACUACCAUGGCUUCUUCCUGCUUCCAUCAUUUUUCCCUGCCCCAUCUCAGUUCAUAGUGGGAGGGAUCUGCUCCUGGCUAAAUGAAGGUAUCCAAAUCUGUGGUUUUCCUCCUGUAUUUGGCCCAGGAGAUGGAGACCCAGGCGCAAUCAUUGCUAGCUUUGCCUAAUACUUCUGUUUCUCAGUCAUAUUUUGAUGGCACGAUUUUGUUGAAAACUGAUCUGUCCAUUACCGUGUGUGCAAGUUGGUCCCUCCUCAGGAAUCUUCCAUUGUGACAGCCCAAAAUGACCCCAGGUAUCACAAGUGAUAACUAAAUUUCUACACCUACCCCCCCCAAAAGUGAGUUAAUUUUUAUUGACUUUUUUAAAUCAUAUAAAACUUUCAUUAUUUUUUAAAAAGUCCUUGCACAUACUCAAUAUCACAAAAUUGUAUAGAGUUACUUUUUUUUUUUUCUUUUCUUUUCUUUUUGUUUUUGGUACUGGGGUUUGAACUCAGGGGCACUCGACCACUGAGCCACAUACCCAGCCCUAUUUUGUAUUUUACUUAAAGACAGGGUCUCACUGAGUUGCUUAGACCUCGCUUUUGCUGAGGCUGGCUUUGAAUUCCUCCUGUCUCAGCCUCCCCAGCUGCUGGGAUUAAAGGCGUUUGCCACCAUGCCCUGCUUGCAUAAAGUUAUUUUACAUGAGAAAUUACAUUUGAGUUAAAAUUGCAAAGUUCUACUCCAUAACGGUCACUGGAUUCCCUAUGCUUCCCUAAUAUGCCUCUAGGAAUAUGUCCAUGAUCCUAUGUCUAUCUUUUUCCAAGCCUUGGAUCUACUCAAAAGAUGCUGAUAAAUGCAAAGAUUUCUUAGAGAAGAAAUUGUAAUUUUUCUGUAAACAUUUAAUAGUUUAUUAUUUAAUUAUAUGUUGGUUUAAAAUAGAAAAUUCUCUAAUACUAAGGAUCAUAACACAAGUACAUUGACUUUUUUUUAUAGACAGGGUCUCACUGAGUUACUUAGCGCCUUGCCAUUGCUGAGGCUGGCUUUGAACUCAUGAUCCUCCUGUCUCAGCCUCCCUAGCUGCUGGGAUUACAGGCGUGCACUGUCACGCCUGGCUACCAUUGAUUUAUCUUUGAAGUUGGUAUAUUGGUGGAAGGGUGACGAGGAAAUCAUGAGAGCAGACAAGUAACUUAAGAUUUCAGACAGUCUUGCAGUGCGAGUCUCCUGUCUCUUGACCAUCACUGGAGUCAAGUGUGAGGCUGACAGAUGUGCUGCGGCAGGUGGCAGUGGGGACUAUUCUCUUCCCUUCAGGAAGUAAGCCCUUCUUGUGCCAUUUAAGUUCUCUGAAUGAUGAUUUGGUUUGAUUUAACUCAAUUGUUGUCUUUUCUGCUGUAUUUACUGGACUAGAUGGUUGAGCCACUCAAUUACCAUUUGUUCCUGUCCUUCAAGGAAAUCACAAUUUCAUCAGAGCCCAAGAUGAUUUGAGACUCAGGAUUCAGAUCAGAGAUCUGGCUAUGGCUGGGACAGAAGCUAUGUGUAGAUAUCCCCAGGUGGCCUGCGCAACGAGGGACUUCCAGGGGACCUCCCCCACUGACCUCUUUCUUGUUUGUGGAUGAAACAGCACGUGUCACCCCAUUCAUCAUUUGGACACACUGACUCUACAUUGUCUGGUCACUUGUCCCUCACAGUCUUAUAGCACAAUUUACCCACUCACCACCCCCAGUCUGUGGGCUGGGCCCAAGGUGUAGUCGGAGGAGGAGCUCCUGCCUGCAGUUUUGUGUACGUGUGUAUGUGUGUGUUUGUGUGUGUAUGUGUGUGUGUGUGUUGUACAGGAGACUACACUCAACGUAAGAUACGCUGGGAACAGGGCCACUGGGGUGGCUAUAUCUCAGUCUCAGUCUCUCUCUUUCUCCUUUUCCUUUUGAUGUAUCAAACAUUUGAUUGACAAAGUAAGGGACUUGAUUAGGACCAAAUUUCCAUGUCUGUUGCUAUGGUCUUUAUUUAGGACAACAGUUAAUGCAGUGACCAAUUCUGUCACUCUAUACAUAUGACUAUAUGGGACAUAUGUAAUAUAUAAAUAUAUAUAUAAAACAUUACCCUCUGUCCCCUUGGCUCAGGAUGGAGGCCUCUUGGUUGAGCAGAAAUGCACUGCAGCUUGGUGCUGCCAGCAGCCUGCAGGUCCCAGCCCUGUUCAAAUCAACAGUUGACAAUAAAGGAAUGAGUAUCGUUGCGGAAAUGCC
This is a messenger RNA of Marmota monax (woodchuck), 6315 nucleotides long. It is a transcript of the gene Kif3c, whose product is annotated as kinesin family member 3C. The transcript has 8 exons. Lineage: Eukaryota; Metazoa; Chordata; Mammalia; Rodentia; Sciuridae. The coding region runs from base 663 to 3044 and encodes 793 amino acids. Gene Ontology annotation, biological process: microtubule-based movement; mitotic spindle assembly. Gene Ontology annotation, cellular component: nucleus; spindle microtubule. Gene Ontology annotation, molecular function: plus-end-directed microtubule motor activity; microtubule binding; ATP binding. The record is from RefSeq and is a predicted model, not a curated record.